Entamoeba invadens IP1 is the source of this 579-nucleotide messenger RNA. RefSeq lists its product as hypothetical. The transcript is spliced from 2 exons. NCBI's taxonomy places the organism in Eukaryota, Evosea, Mastigamoebida, Endamoebidae. The annotation marks the transcript as partial. The record is from RefSeq and is a predicted model, not a curated record.
GCUAUUCUCCAACGAGUCGAUUUGUGUUUGAACCAAGACGUCACUAAAAAGGACGGGAGGAUCAUUUCCGAUGAAGUUCUCCUCGAUUUUCCUUCUCUCAAAAAGUGGGACAGUUACAUCAACUUCAUUGCAGGAAAGCACACACACACAAAGCAGUUGUAUGAGACAAUCCAAUAUGUCGAAUUGAACUGGCUGAUCCAUUUUGAGCUUCACACCCCAUUUGUCUUGUCUUACUAUAAAUACUGGACUGAACUUGUUCCCAAAGACGACGUGCCAAAGUUUCCAGGCUUUGAGUUGUUCAAAAUGGACAUCUUCCGGUUGGUCAGCAUCAAGUUGAAAGAAGAAGCGCCACUGACACAAGAGAUGGCUGCUGUGCUCGUUUGUUUCGGGGUGUUACACAAAGACACAUUACAGGCAUUUUUGGAAAAGAUGAAAGAAAAAGAGGAUAUUUUAGGAGAUACUGGAAAGAAGUCACUCUUCGGGUUUUACCACCUGAUCUUUGACGAACUCAAGUCCAGAAAAAUAAUCCCAACAAAGUACCUCGAUCUUUCAAAGACUGGUUGUGCCGCAAUUAUUUGA